AUGGCCAACAACAACAACGCAGGCCGCCCGGCAAGGACCGAUCAGCUCUUGGACGGUCUGGACGCCGUGAACACUCACCUGGCAUCCCCAAAUUUCCUUCGACAUUUGACUGUGUCCCGUCUCCCGUCUGCUGCUGUGAGCGAUUCGUCGUCCUUGAGCCCCGCCAAAGACGAAGCACGGUCGCGUGCACGCCGACCGGACCUCAACAUCGCCGUCGCGCUCGAAGAUGAGAUCGAGCACGUAGACCUGAUCGCUCCCCUAAUUCAAGAGCCUUGUGCCGACGGUAGUACAGGCAGCGUUGAGCAGCAUAUCGUUGACCACCUAGAGGUGACCUUCGUAGGUGCGCAUCGCGUCUACGCCAAGAUGGCUGCAGCGCAGAGCUUCCAGACCUUCUCGCAUGGCCACCAGGACCUCGUACUCGCUAUCGAUUUCAACUACUUUGGCACGCGCAUGGUCACAGCAAGCUCAGAUCACCGUGCCAAAGUCUGGGACAAGAAGGACGAUUCGUGGACCCUCGUGGAGAGCUGGAAAGCUCACAAUGCUGAAAUCAUUGAUAUCAAGUGGAACGGUCCGUUCAUGGGCGAGGUCGUCGGCAGCAUCGGUGAAGAUGGCCACUGCAAGAUUUGGCAAGAGGACGCCACUGAGGUAGCCAUGUCUGGCAAUCGUUUCAAGCUGGUCUACAACCUACAGUCUUUGACCAACGCUCCGUUCAUGUCUUUGGACUUCAAGAACAUCAUGCAGGAGACUUGGCUUGCGCUGAUCACCCGUGACGGCUAUCUCACUGUAUAUGAGCCCCAAGACCAGAACAACCUCCAUGAGUGGACUAUCUUGGCAGAGCGCUGGGUUUCUGAGAAUAACCCCCCCGAGCGUCAAGAGGAGGUGGGCUUCAAGGUCGUCUUUCACAAGGAGAAGUUGCCCUGCUGGACCACCAUCACGGCUGGCCUCGACCGCAAGUCGCUCUCCUUAGCUGUUGCCGCUAUGAAGGACGUCCUUAUUUUCCGCACUGAUAAGGCUAAGCGCUUUUUCCAGGUCGCGAAGCUGGAGGGCGCACGUCAGAUUAUUCGGGAUUUGGCUUGGGCUAAUGGCUCAAUGCGAGGCUACGAUAUCUUGGCCACAGCUAGUAAAGACGGGGCUAUUCGCAUCUAUGAGCUUCGUACGCAGACCGAGGACAAGAAUGCUGCGUCUGGUGCAGCAUCGUCUUCGGCCCCUCCGUCAGUCUCUCCGCGAGGCCACCGACAGAACGCGCCUUCUGGCAUUGGAGCCGGACUUGCUGGAGCGUCGAAGGGUUCUGAUGCAUCUCUCGAGAACGAGCAGUAUCCUGGUCGCAUCAAGCAAAAGGCAGAGAUGACAGAUGAGCUUACUAACCAUCACGGAGCGGUUUGGCGUGUCACGUUCUCGCAGAUGGGUGAUCUACUCGUUACUACUGGAGACGAUGCCAGCAUUCGCACCUGGAAGAAGGCCGCUGAUGGCCACUGGCAGGAAUACGCCCAGAUUGAGACCGCUCAAGACUAG
Alternaria atra is the source of this 1512-nucleotide messenger RNA. RefSeq lists its product as uncharacterized. Gene Ontology annotation, molecular function: structural molecule activity; protein binding. Gene Ontology annotation, cellular component: nuclear pore outer ring; Seh1-associated complex. The transcript is spliced from 3 exons. Gene Ontology annotation, biological process: positive regulation of TORC1 signaling; cellular response to amino acid starvation. NCBI's taxonomy places the organism in Eukaryota, Fungi, Ascomycota, Dothideomycetes, Pleosporales, Pleosporaceae. The record is from RefSeq and is a predicted model, not a curated record. The coding region runs from base 1 to 1512 and encodes 503 amino acids.